AAAACAUAAACAAGGUUACUGCUGCACGUCUGAACACAUCGCCUUACCUCCUCAUUUAAAUAACUUUUCCUUUUAAUUAUGGACAUGACACUAUACAGGGUCGCAAAAUAAGCAAAAACACAUAUAGCGGAGGACAUAGCUGUACAAUGGCAUCUAAAAGUUCCCUUGAAGAUAUUGAAAAGCGAAUUGUCGAAGUUCUUAAACACCUGCAGCCGACAGACGAUGAUCGACGUGAAUCUGAUCACAAAUUAUUCACAGACUGCGACAUUAAAAACCCUUCAGAAGUAGCUCAUUUGAUGGGACCCAGAGUAAGACUUGAUCGAAAUUCAGAUUUAAUUAGUUAUUUUUCUCUCUGGCUUAUUUAAAUUUGAUAUGUUUCCCAUUUUCGCUUAAAGUUUAUGAGGGAAACCAGGAAGAAGGCAGUGCUGGAAUCAUUUGUUCUAAAAGAGAUCACGAUUCCAAUGGAUAGAAAUCAAGGAGAAGAUCCCUCAAAAAAAUCGUCACCGCAAGAGUGGGGAAAACAAUUUCACAAAGCACUUGAGAAACAAAUUAAUGGACAAAGAACAAUAGAGAGUGUAGAGGGUCGGCUUUUGACAGAGAUGGAAGAGAAAUUUGAAUGCACAUUUGUCCAAGCGGAAGUUGGAAUCUGUGGUUAUGCCGUUAAAAAAUCGAGAGUUGAUUGCUAUAAAGGAAAGAUAGAUGCUGUCGCUUUGCGUCAAAUUCCGGAAGGUGACCCCCAAGUCGUUAUCGUGGAUUGGAAGACUUAUGCUAAAGAUGAUUCACCAACGGAAUGGUGGGACAAAGCAAAAUAUUAUAAAGAUCCUCUUUAUCAGUGUUUAUUGUAUCGUGAGCUUUUGCAAACUCACUUAAAGGUGAACGACAUAAAUGCUAGCGUUGGCAUCAUGUUGGUCCCACUCUGUCAAGCACGCCAAGGACAAGUUAUACCAGGCUUAUGCACAAAUUUUCAACAUAUGGAAGAAGAGGGUCUAUUAGAUACCAUUAAAAGUUAUCAAUGGUUUUCCGAGGAAAGUAAAUGUGUUCACACAGUUAUUUUGCCCUGUAAAUUACUCAAUCGCGAGCGUCUGAGUGACACAUACUUAGAAAAUGGAGUUUUAAAGGAGACAACUGUGGUUAAAGAUAUCAUCGAUGACAGUGCUACUGUUGGAGACAUGUGUGAAGAACUGGGACUUCUAAAACUCAAGAUAGAAGAUUCACUUGCUAAGGACGAUAGAAAAAGCGAUGAAGAGGAAGAAAAAAGUGAUGCUAAGAAGAAAGGGCACAUUAGCCGCGUUAAGAGAAUGUUCAAAAGUAAAAAAAAAUAA
This is a messenger RNA of Pocillopora meandrina, 1322 nucleotides long. Lineage: Eukaryota; Metazoa; Cnidaria; Anthozoa; Scleractinia; Pocilloporidae. The record is from the annotation of a GenBank genome assembly.